UAGUACAUUCGCGUUCGUGUAUCACGUAAGGUGUACAAAUUAGUAUUUGGUAUUAAAAUGGAAACCAAACGAGACCGCGAAGUUUUUGCACAUGAAGGAUACUUGUACAAUUUUGACAAGUAUAGUGUUGACAAGCAAAAAAAUAUUGGAGGUGUCGUCAAAAAAAUACUUGUCUAGCCCGGAUCCAUACGAAUAUUGAUAAUUCAAGUGUCUUAAAUGUAUUUCAAAACAAUCAUAUUCAUGAUUCUGAAGCCACCAUAAUUGAAAAAGAAAUUUUCAUUGCAAAUAUUAGAAAACGAGCAUUAUCAACAAUGGAACAAACAUCAUGUGUUAUUAAUGAAUGCACAUUAGGACUAUCACAAGCUGCAAAGGGCGUUCUUCCAAUUAAUGAUGCAUUGAAAAAACAAAUAAAAAGGAAAAGAAAUCUUGUUCACUCAGCUCCACCAGCACCCUUAGAUCUGUUAUCAUUAGAAAUACUCCAAACGUAUUUACAUGAAGAAAGAUUUCAAGAACAAUUUUUUCUAGUAGACAGUGGUAAAGAAAUUCAUAGAAUUUUAACAUUUGGAAGACUGUCAGCAUUAAAUAUUUUGCAACGUUCUAAGACAUGGUUUGUAGAUGACACAUUUAAUAUUAGACCUUCGUUAUUUGCUCAGUGACUUGACACCUACAAUUUUUUAAAGUUGCGGCGCCAAAAAGAUCGGCGCCAAAUCGGUCCAGCGUCCAAAUGGCCGCGCCAAAACGUCCUAGACCGCUAUUUCGACCCGGGUCUUUCAUGCGAUAAAAGUUCAGUGAAAACUCAGUUGCACAGAGAAUUGAGAAAUAUACCGGUUUCCGGCUAAUACGAGUAUACGAUACCACAUUUACAUGUGAUAUUAUAAUUUGUGACCGGACAAUGUUAAAUUUUUUAGGGCAUUUUUUGAUUUAUUCCCCUAUCGUCUAAAGGUGAGGUUCUAUUAUUUUGUACCAGCAAUGGUGCACUGUCCGACUUAAAAAUAUUAUUUUAAUUUAUAUAAUUAUAGUUUUUUUACGAGUGACAAAUUAUUGCCAGUCAAAAACCGUUUAAUGCAGCUAAAUAUUUUCGGUCCAAUUAUUUUUGUGAUACUAUAAUAAUGCCGGUCAGAGCUCGUUCAAAAACCAUUGUACCAAUGUUUUACGUUUUCCACAGGAGCAGUGUCAUUAAAAAAAAAUGAAUCAAUAAAGUUAUGUCAAAUAA
This is a messenger RNA of Sipha flava (yellow sugarcane aphid), 1213 nucleotides long. RefSeq lists its product as uncharacterized. The record is from RefSeq and is a predicted model, not a curated record. The transcript is spliced from 3 exons. The coding region runs from base 312 to 656 and encodes 114 amino acids. NCBI's taxonomy places the organism in Eukaryota, Metazoa, Arthropoda, Insecta, Hemiptera, Aphididae.